UCAAAUACUUUUCGAAGCAGAUUUUUUUGCCUUUGAUACUUGUUUGCUGAAAAAAACCCACAAAGGAAAAAUAUGUUUAAAAAAUGCCAUUUUUAUAAAACUUGACUCUAUAUAUAGGAGAGUGAUAUAUUAAUAUAGCAGAUAGUUGAAAGUCGGUUCUUCGUUUCCUUUUACAUUACAAUAAAAUUAUACAUCUGCCAGGGGGAUUUAUAGGAAGUGACAGAUUUUUUUUUUUUUUUCUGUUUUUGGUUUGUGGGCAUCUAUUAUUUUAAGAUUUUAUUUGGAUUCUGGCUUAUUAUUGGGAUAAUUCUGAUCUUUUUGUUGAAGUUUGCAAAUAGAAAAAAUGGCGAUGGGGAAGAAAUUUGAGUCAAUUGUGAACAGAGCAAAUGAAGGGUAUGGAAUGGGACUGGUGAGGAGUACAUCAUUUGGAAGGAAAAGGGUUGCUUUGUCGCAUUUUAAUUUGGAGUUUGAUGGUCAUGAUGAUUGUAUUCUCACCACACCUGCAAAGAGACAGUGUUAUGAAGAUUCAUUUUUCUGUUCAGACAAGUCUAUUCUUGAAGCCCUGCCACAGGAUGUUCUGAUUAGGAUAUUGUGUGGUGUGGAGCAUGAUGAUUUGAAGAGACUUGUUUUUGUAUCAAAAACACUAAGAGAUGCGACUUUGAUUGCAAAGCAGUGGCAUUUUGCAUAUAGUACUCCAAGAAAGACUAUCGGGUUCCAAAAUGUGGGCAAUUUGUGCGAGUUCAAUGAAGUUGAAGCUCCCAAUGCUCCAAAGCAGUUGAGGGUUCCAAGGUCUCGAUUGAGUGCAAAGAAGCUAGCCGACAUCUCAGUGACCUUGUUCUCAUCUGGUAGCGAAGAUAAUUGGGCACGGAAAGAUUUAUUAAUGGCAAUGGAAACAGAGAUAUGAAAUUGAGGUUUUGUAUAGUUUUGGAAUUGUUUGUACAUGUAGAAACAAAUAGCUUUCAGGCCUGUUUUCUUCAACUAUUCUAUUGAAGAUGGUUUGGCUUGUCUUAAAUUGUUUGUGAACAUGUAUGUAGAUGGAAGUCUUGAAGCACCGUGCUGGUGCUUCUGUUUUGAUGAAGAUCUUUGGGUGUUGUAUAUAAGACAUACUCAUUUUGAUUUAUUUGAAUGAAUCUAAUUAAAUGUAUUCCCUUUUACA
Molecule: messenger RNA, 1156 nt
Organism: Olea europaea var. sylvestris
Lineage: Eukaryota; Viridiplantae; Streptophyta; Magnoliopsida; Lamiales; Oleaceae
Product: F-box protein At1g61340-like
Exons: 3
Coding region: 344-904 (186 amino acids)
Molecular function (GO): protein binding
Source: RefSeq, a predicted model, not a curated record